AUGCACGCCAUCAGCAGAGUCCCCAAGCUCCCCCUCCGCAACGCGCUGCGCGCAACUGCUUCUUCGAGCACGCGCGCCGUCCCCCGCCCGUCAAACGUGGUCGCAGUCCGCGCCCUCUCCUCUGCCUCGGCCCAGAGCGACAGAGACACGAUCACCCGCCUCCUCUACUCCAUUGGUACCAAGCGCGAAGUCGAGCGCUACCUCCGCAUCUUCUCCAGCUCCUCAGAUGGCUCGCACCCCGCAAAGUUUGCUGUCAUCAAGGUCGGUGGCGCCGUCCUCGACCAGGUUGAGGAACUCGCGACGAACCUGUCCUUCCUCUACCGUGUUGGCCUCUACCCUGUCGUCCUUCACGGCGCUGGCCCUCAGCUGAACAACAUCAUCGAGAGCGCAGGUGUCAUUCCGGAUUACAUCGACGGCAUUCGGGUCACUGACGCCAAGACCCUGCAAAUUGCGCGCCAGGUGUUCCUCAAUGAAAACUUGAAAUUGGUAGCCGCCCUCGAGAAGCUAGGCACUCGCGCGCGCCCCAUUACCUCAGGCGUCUUCUCUGCCGACUACCUCGACAAGGACAAGUACGGACUCGUUGGCAAGAUCACGAAAGUCGACAAGCGUCCUAUCGAAGCCGCCAUCCGCGCUGGCGCACUCCCUAUCCUCACCAGUUUGGCGGAAUCAGACGCCGGCCAGAUCCUCAAUGUCAACGCAGACAUCGCUGCCGGUGAGCUCGCGAAGGAGCUCGAGCCCAUGAAGAUCGUCUUCCUCAACGACAAGGGCGGCAUGUUCCACGGUAUCACCGGCGAGAAGCUCGAUGUGAUAAACUUGGACCAGGAGUAUGACGACCUCCUGAAGCAGUCGUGGGUGAAGUACGGCACUAAGCUCAAGCUCCGCGAGUUCAAGGAGCUGCUCGACCACCUCCCGCGCACCUCUUCCGUCGCGGUAAUCUCGGUCGAUGCGCUGCAGCGGGAGCUGUUCACCGACAGCGGUGCCGGCACGCUCAUCCGUCGCGGCUACAAGCUCUUCAGGCACAAGACGAUUGACUCGGUCGGCGCGGACCGUCUCCGCCAGGUCAUCCACGACCGCGACCCGGACAUCCUCUCUGGCGAGGAGAGCGUCACGGGUGUCCUGAACAGCCUCAAGGACACCCCCUACACGAUCUACGGUGACGAGCCGCUCGACGUCGUCGCGAUCGUCGCGCACCCCGAGGGCGAAGUACCCAUCCUCACCAAGCUCCUUGCCUCGCGCAACGGUGUCAUGAACGGCAUCGUCGACAACGUCUUCAACGCGAUCAAGAAGGACCACCGUCGCCUCUUCUGGACUGCUCGCGCUGACGACGAGAACCGCGCGUGGCACUUCGAGCGCGCCGACGGCUCCUUUACGCGCGCGGGCAAGAGCCUCUUCUGGUACGGCGUCCAGGACGUCGCCGAGGUCGAGAAGAUCGUCAAGUCCAUCGAGGAGAAGGGCCGCAUCCCGCGCUCCUUCCUCCCCGUCGGACCCUCCGCCCCUCCCCACAAGGCUGCUGCUGCUGCUGCUGCCCCCUCCGGCGGGCGUUCCUACUCCACGAUGGCGCGCCGUCGCGUGCCCGGCUCCUCGCGCGGCUACGCGACCGCCGCACCCUCCACCGAGCAAAAGCGGCUCGCCCUGAUCGGCGCCCGUGGCUUCACCGGCCAAACCCUCACCACGCUCCUAUCCGAGCACCCUUAUCUGAACCUCACGCACGUCUCCUCACGGCAGCUCGCCGGAUACCCCCUGACCACCUACACCAAGGCGCCCGUGACCUUCAGCGACCUCUCGACCGCGGACGUCGAGCGCAUGGAGAAGGACGGCGAGGUCGACGCGUGGGUCAUGGCGCUCCCGAACGGCGUCUGCAAGCCCUUCGUCGACGCAGUCGACCGCGGUGCCGCGGCGCGCACAGGCGGGAAGGGCAGCGUCAUCGUCGACCUGAGCGCGGACUACCGCUUCGAGGACGGGUGGACGUACGGACUUCCGGAACUCUACGGCCGCGACGCCGUCCGCGCCUCUUCGCGCAUCUCGAACCCCGGCUGCUACGCGACCUCCGCGCAGCUGCUCGUCGCGCCCCUCCUCCCGCACCUCGUCCCUGGGGCAUGGCCCACCGUCUUCGGCAUGUCCGGCUACAGCGGCGCGGGCACCGUCACGGGCCCAUCGGACCCCGACGGCCGUCCGACGACCGUGCCCAAGGUGACCCCAGAGAGCCUGCAGGGCGGCAUCCGCCCGUACGCGCUCACGGACCACAUCCACGAGCGUGAGGCGGGGCGCCACCUCUCGCACCUCCUUGGCGCGGACAUGGUGGGCACGGGCAUGAAGCUUGCAUUUGUGCCCUCCGUCGCGCCGUGGUUCAGCGGGAUCCUGAGUGUGCUCUCGAUGCCGCUGAAUGGGCGCCUGACGGCGCGCGAUGUACGUGCGCUGUAUGAGGCACGGUACGCGGGCGAGAAGCUGGUGCGCAUCAAGAACGAAGUGCCGACGCUACCGGACGUCGAGAACCAGCACGGGUGGACUGUCGGCGGCUUCCAGGUACACAGCGAGGGCGACCGCGCUGUCGUUGUAGGCGGACUGGACAACCUGCUGAAGGGCGCGGCGACGCAGUGCCUGCAAAAUCUCAACCUUGCGCUUGGGUACGAUGAGUACGCCGGGAUACCCGUCGUUUGA
Molecule: messenger RNA, 2658 nt
Organism: Trametes versicolor FP-101664 SS1
Lineage: Eukaryota; Fungi; Basidiomycota; Agaricomycetes; Polyporales; Polyporaceae
Product: acetylglutamate kinase ARG6
Exons: 6
Coding region: 1-2658 (885 amino acids)
Biological process (GO): L-arginine biosynthetic process
Cellular component (GO): mitochondrial matrix; mitochondrion; cytoplasm
Molecular function (GO): L-glutamate N-acetyltransferase activity, acting on acetyl-CoA as donor; protein dimerization activity; NAD binding
Source: RefSeq, a predicted model, not a curated record